This is a messenger RNA of Porites lobata, 1241 nucleotides long. NCBI's taxonomy places the organism in Eukaryota, Metazoa, Cnidaria, Anthozoa, Scleractinia, Poritidae. The record is from the annotation of a GenBank genome assembly.
AUGACGGUGCGCACUCGGAAACAAACCGUUUUUAGAAUCAUUGCGUUGACAAUCCUUUUUCUUAUUUUUUGGUUCGUUCGUCAAAACGUGCUUAUAACAUCAACCCUACGUGUCAAACAUAAGGACAAACAAAGUCUUGACUUUGAAUUGGAUUUGUCCUCUCUUGGCGCUAACUCAAAACAAACUCGAAGAAACAUUAUAAUAGUUUCUCAUGGGCGUUCCGGAUCCACAAUAACUGGAGACAUGUUCAACCACCAUCCUUCUGUGUUCUAUUUGCAUGAGCCGCUGCAAACUGUUGAGAGAAUUAGUCAAUUUCAAAAGAACGCAAGACUUCCCCGGACGAUCCUGAUUAUGGCAGCCUCAUGUCCGAGGUCUUAAACGGCAUUUUCCGGUGUAAUUUUAGCAGGCCAGUGGUUGAAGAUUUGGAACAUUUCUAUCGUCAUCCGAGCCAUCCUCGUGCUAGCCACGCAAUUGCGUCGCCACCUUUGUGCCCAUAUGAAAUUAACGAUUCAAGAUGGGACCCAAGCCUCUGUCCUCCACUGACAAGUGGAUCUCUGGGAAAGGUUUGUCGGGACAACUACAAGAUGACUGUGGCAAAAAUCCUGCUCAGUCGCAUCACAGGAGCAAGCAUUAAACAUAUUCUAGAGUCAUGCAGUUCAGCCAAAGUUGAUUGCAAGAUCAUUUUUCUCGUUAGAGAUCCCCGCGCUGUCAUUGCUUCUUCUCGAAGUGUUAAUUUUUUCAAAGAUUCCGUAAGGGAUGUGAGUAGGGCAAAUUUGCGGACCUAUAGCUUUACAAAUUGCAAGCAAACUGAGGAAAAUUUGGCGCUUGUUAAGUCUCUUUCCUUUCGCUGGCGAAAGCGUGUAAUGAUUCAACGAUACGAAGACUUUGCAAUGGAUCCUCUAACAGGGCUGUCACGCCUUUUCGAUUUCGCAGGGCUGUUAGUCCCAGAGGACGUGAAAACCUGGUUGGAUAAAACGACUCAUCCAAGCAGUGAUCACGAAGAACUAAGGUCGGCAUGCAGAGGAUACCAUCCGGCCUUCUGCACCGUUGACGAAUCCACUGUGGCUGUGAAUCGAUGGCGUUGGAAAGUUCCGCUCAUUGACAUUGACAUCAUGGAACGUUAUUGCAAGGAUUUAAUGCAGAUAAUGGGCUACAGGCCUGUGGAUCGGUCUCAUGAGCUGUUGUCUAAUAUCAGUAUCCCUUUGUUUAAGAAAGAUUACCAAGUAAAAGGGUGGUUCUAA